This is a messenger RNA of Puccinia graminis f. sp. tritici CRL 75-36-700-3, 1594 nucleotides long. RefSeq names its product uroporphyrinogen decarboxylase. Gene Ontology annotation, biological process: heme biosynthetic process. NCBI's taxonomy places the organism in Eukaryota, Fungi, Basidiomycota, Pucciniomycetes, Pucciniales, Pucciniaceae. The coding region runs from base 123 to 1286 and encodes 387 amino acids. Gene Ontology annotation, molecular function: uroporphyrinogen decarboxylase activity. The record is from RefSeq and is a predicted model, not a curated record. The transcript is spliced from 2 exons. Gene Ontology annotation, cellular component: cytosol.
GGGAGGUCCGAUCAAAUAAAAAAAGUGCCACUUUGACCACAAAAACCACACAACCAACCAAUCCAACUGUCCUUCCAUCCCACCUCCAUCAAUCGAAGACAACUUGAAGAAAAAAGUAUAAGAUGUCCAAAGAAACAGUCACAAACAAUUCGCCCACAAAUGAUCUCUUGCUUCGCGCUGCAAGAGGAGAGAAGACAGAGCGAUCGCCGGUUUGGGUGAUGAGACAAGCUGGUCGAUAUCUUCCCGAAUUUCGUAAGCUACGAGAAUCGCAUGGAUUUUUUGAAAUAUGUCGGACGCCAGAGCUAGCGACAGAAGUGACGAUGCAGCCGAUCAAAAGAUACGAAGGAUUGCUGGACGGGGCGAUAAUCUUUUCGGAUAUCCUAGUUAUACCGCAAGCUCUGGAGAUGGAAGUGAUCAUGAAUCCGGGACCAAUCUUCCCGAACCCGAUCAGCUCGAAGGAACAGAUGGAAGAGAUGAUCAACAAGAAGAUCAGUCCAGAAGAGCUCAAGGAGAAACUGAAUUAUGUAUACGAGGCGAUCAAAUUGACGACCUUAGAGCUGCAGAACCGGAUCCCUUUGUUCGGCUUCGUCGGAGCACCGUGGACGUUGUUUGCAUAUAUGACCAGUGGAGGAGGGGGAUCGGGUCUGAAUGCUAGCAAGGCCACCAGUUUCGAUACCGCCAAGAACUGGAUCCAAGUCCAUCCGGAGCUAUCCGCCCGAUUGCUCGAGAAACUAGCCCUCGUCUGCGCGCUUCAUCUGGUCAACCAAAUCGAAGCCGGCUGUCAGAUCGUCCAAGUCUUCGACUCGUGGGCUGGCGAACUGAGUGAUUAUGAUUUCGAGCAUUUCAGUCUACCGUAUCUAAGGAGGGUGUCUACUCUGGUCAAGGAAGGACUAAGUCAAGCCAACAUCCACCCCGUCCCAAUGGUCGUCUUUGCAAAGGGAGCCAAUCUUCCCCACCAACUCCAGCAAUUAGCCUCCUCGGGCUAUUCGACCGUCUCGCUGGAUUGGAAAGUCCGGCCCGCGUAUGCGAUCGAAGCCUUAGGAUCCCUCUCAAAUUCCAUCGCCUUGCAGGGCAACUUGGAUCCUGCUGUCCUUCACACUGACCAUCAGACGAUCAAGAAAUACGUUCGACUAAUGUUCGCUAAUCAGGAGGCCGGUGGCUUCCUUCCUCAUCUACCUCAUAUCACUAAUCUGGGGCAUGGCAUCACUCCCGGCGUCGAUCCAGAAGCUAUGAGAACAUUCCUCGAAGCCGUGCAUGAAGAAAGUACAAAGAUUAGGCAGUCUUAACAAAACCUUCCCAGCUAAUAAACCACCAUCAGGUCAAUUUCCUAGAAUCCUCUCGUUGAUACAUAUACCUUUCGUUGUAUACCCCGCCAAAAAAAAAAUGAUUGUCGUAAAUGUAAUGUAUCAAGCAUACAUCAAAAAAAAAAAAAAAAACUUUCUGUCCUAUCUGGGCUCAAUUCAAAUCGGUCAAGGACAAUAAGAAUUGUAGAGAAACUGUCUAUCUAAUAGAGUCUGUAUCUAGUAAGAGUGCAGCAAUCGGAUUGAGUGCAUAUAAACCCUAAAUAAUCAGAGCAAUUAGGUUUUCUCUUGCA